UAUAAUAAAGUGGUCAAACAUUACAUAGAUUUGGGACGUAUUGUAACGAAUCUAAAUGAACGCAAGUAUUCAUCGAAUAUAGAGUUCUUUCGAGAUGUCUUAUUGAUGAUAAAUAACGCCGUUUUCUAUAAUAAUUGCGAUUCACCGGAGUAUAAGGCGUGCCAAUCGUUGGCCGUAUUCUUCGAGCAAUUGGUGGGCGAGUGUGGCAUUGAUUUGCGACGACUGUCCGUUCGGUCCAAACGCUGCUGAUGUCCAGAUGGGCUCAACCGGUAAACCGACGGCUAUUAUAAUUAUUUAAAUCUAUUAUAACUACCGUAACUUUUAAGCGCAUGUUUUUUAGUGAAUAAAUAACUGUAAUUUGGGAUCUUUUAACUGUUUUUAGGCAAAUAGUAAUAAAUCAUUUGUUUUAGUUAAACGUUAA
This is a messenger RNA of Medioppia subpectinata, 421 nucleotides long. NCBI's taxonomy places the organism in Eukaryota, Metazoa, Arthropoda, Arachnida, Sarcoptiformes, Oppiidae. The record is from the annotation of a GenBank genome assembly.